Messenger RNA from Gopherus flavomarginatus (Mexican gopher tortoise), 2715 nucleotides. It is a transcript of the gene PTCHD4, whose product is annotated as patched domain containing 4. The coding region runs from base 1 to 2715 and encodes 904 amino acids. Gene Ontology annotation, cellular component: membrane. NCBI's taxonomy places the organism in Eukaryota, Metazoa, Chordata, Testudines, Testudinidae. The transcript is spliced from 3 exons. The record is from RefSeq and is a predicted model, not a curated record.
AUGUGCUUUCUAAGCCGCCCGGGAGCAUCUGCAAGCUGGAGCUGGUGGAGGAUGCUGCGGCAGGUGAUCCACAGAGGGCUACAGUCGUUCUGCUACAAGCUGGGCUUGUUCGUGAGCCGGCAUCCGGUGUUUUUCCUCACUGUGCCCGCAGUCCUGACCAUCAUCUUCGGCUUCAGCCUGCUCAACCGCUUCCAGUCUGAAAGGGACCUGGAGACACUGGUAGCCCCGAGCCACAGCCUGGCCAAGAUCGAGCGGAGCUUAGCCAGCAGCCUUUUCCCCCUGGAGCAGUCCAAAAGCCAGCUCUAUUCGGACUUGCACACCCCGGGGAGGUAUGGCAGGGUGAUCCUCCUCUCCAAACCUGGAGGCAAUAUUUUGCAUCAGGCUGAUGUGAUCCUGCAAAUCCACCGAGCCGUGCUGGAAAUGAAGGUGAACUACAAAGGCUAUAAUUAUACUUUUUCCCAUCUGUGUGUAUUGAGAAAUCAGGAUAAGAAAUGCGUGCUGGAUGAUAUUAUUUCAGUGCUAGAGGAUCUGAGGCAGGCUGCCCUCUCCAAUAAGACAACAGCCAGGGUGCAAGUGAGCUAUCCCAACACUAAAUUAAAGGAUGGAAGGAGCAGUUUUAUUGGACACCAGCUUGGAGGGGUCAUGGAGGUGCCAAACAGCAAGGACCAGCGAGUGAAGUCAGCCAGAGCCAUCCAGAUCACCUACUACCUCCAAACCUAUGGCUCUGUCGCCCAGGGCCUCAUUGGUGAAAAAUGGGAGAAUGAAUUCUGUAAACUGAUGCGCAAGCUGCAGCUGGAUCACCGAGAUCUGCAGCUCUACUCGCUGGCAUCUUUUAGUCUUUGGAAGGACUUCCACAAGAGCAGCCUCCUGGCCAAGGGCAAGAUCUUAGUGAGCCUGCUGCUCAUUCUACUGACUGCCAUGCUCUCGAGCUCCAUGAAGGACUGCCUGCGUGGCAAACCUUUCCUGGGAUUAUUGGGAGUAUUUACAAUCUGUAUCUCCAGCGUCACUGCGGCAGGGAUAUUUUUCAUUACUGAUGGAAAAUAUAACUCUACACUGCUGGGAGUCCCCUUCUUUACGAUGGGUCAUGGAAUCAAAGGAGUGUUUGAACUUCUUUCAGGAUGGCGCAGAACCAGAGAGAACCUUCCAUUCAAGGAUAGGGUAGCAGACACCUAUUCCGAUGUCAUGGUCUCCUAUACAAUGACGAGCUCCUUGUACUUCAUAGCCUUUGGCAUGGGUGCCAGCCCUUUCACUAACAUCGAGGCUGUGAAAGUUUUCUGCCAGAACAUGUGUGUCUCCAUCCUGUUGAACUACUUCUAUAUCUUCUCCUUCUUUGGCUCUUGCUUGGUCUUUGCUGGGCAGUUGGAACAAAACCGUUACCACAGUAUCUUCUGUUGUAAAAUCCCUUCAGCAGAAUACCUGGAGAGGAAACCUAUGUGGUUCCAAACCAUGAUGAGUGACGGCCAUCAGCACACUUCUCAUCAUGAGACUGACCCCUACCAGAAUCACUUCAUCCAGCAUUUCCUACGAGAGCAUUACAAUGAAUGGAUUACUAAUAUCUAUGUCAAGCCAUUUGUGGUGAUACUGUAUCUCAUUUAUGCCUCUUUCUCCUUUAUGGGGUGCUUACAGAUCAGUGAUGGGGCCAACAUCAUCAACCUCCUAGCCAGUGAAUCUCCAAGCGUCUCCUAUGCCCUCAUUCAGCAGAAGUAUUUCAGCAACUAUAGUCCUGUGAUAGGAUUCUACAUCUACGAACCUCUUGAAUAUUGGAAUGGCACUGUGCAAGAAGACUUAAAAACACUGAGCCAUGGUUUCAACACAGUGUCCUGGAUUGAACAAUACUAUCAGUACCUGAGAGUUGGCAACAUCAGCACCACCAACAAAAGUGACUUUAUCAGCACCCUCCAGAGCUCCUUUUUAAAAAAAUCUGAAUUCCAGCACUUCAAAAAUGACAUCAUUUUCUCCAAGGCUGGAGAUGAGAACAACAUCAUUGCUUCCCGCAUGUAUCUAGUGGCCAGGACUAGUGAAAACACCCAAAAGGAGGUGGUGGAAUUGCUGGAGAAGUUAAGACCACUAUCUCUAAUACAGAGCAUCAAAUUCAUUGUGUUCAAUCCUACCUUUGUUUUCAUGGACCACUAUGGUUUAUCAGUAACUAUGCCUGUCCUGAUUUCUGGCUUUGGCAUCCUGCUGGUGUUGAUACUGACCUUUUUCCUGGUUAUUCAUCCUCUGGGAAACUUCUGGUUAAUUCUUAGUGUCACCUCAAUAGAGUUGGGUGUGCUAGGCUUGAUGACUUUAUGGAAUGUAGACAUGGAUUGUAUUUCUAUCCUGUGCCUUAUCUACACUUUGAAUUUUGCCAUAGAUCACUGUGCACCCCUGCUUUACACAUUUGUACUAGCAACUGAGCACACCCGAACUCAGUGUAUAAAAAACUCCCUCCAAGAGCACGGAACAGCCAUUUUGCAAAAUAUUACUUCUUUCCUUACUGGGUUGGUCCCCCUUCUCUUUGUGCCUUCAAACUUGACCUUCACACUGUUCAAAUGCUUGCUGCUCACCAGCAGUUGCACACUACUGCACUGUUUUGUUAUUUUACCCGUCUUCCUAACUUUUUUUCCACCCUCCAAAAAGCACCACAAGAAAAAGAAACGGGCCAAAAGGAAGGAGCGGGAAGAGAUUGAAUGCAUAGAGAUUCAGGAGAAUCCUGAUCAUGUAACAGCAGUCUGA